CUCGAGGUCAUAUGUGCCAUUUGACUCUCAAGGUCUUUAAACCAAAUCGGAGGGUUUUGGCUAUUUUAUAGAAAUCUUUGAAAAGCGUCUAAACCUAUAUCAUGGAGGAAAAAGGCGAUCAAGUCCUGUUGAGUCAUGAUAAUCUCGAUAGAGCUUCACCUGAUUUAUGGCCAGAACAAAUUUCUGGUGUCACCGAAUUCCUUACGUCCCGGCAAAAUGAAAUAAACUUACACACCCCUCCGAAAUAUGCUACUGAUUUGGAUAAAGAAGAUCUGGAACUUAUUCAUGAUUUUGGGAGCCUAUCGACUCAACAGCUAAUGGAUAAAAUUAAACAUUUACAGAAUUUAGCUUAUCAAGUUGGAUUGGAAGAAGCAAAAGAAAUGACCCGCGGGAAAUUUUUAAAUAUUCUUGGGAAACGCUAAUUUGUUGGUUUCAUAAAUGAAUAUAACUAUAGUUCAUUCGUUUUCGUUUAAAUGAUUUAUUAAACUAACGUUAUUUAUGAUGUUAUGGUGGCAUUUUUUGCUGUUAUAUAUAUAGACGUGUAUAUAUUGAUAUAUGUCUGUGCUUCUGUAUAAGUGUUAAUGUAAUGAGUAUGCAUCUCCGUUUUUCGUCAACUUAAAAUAAUUAUAUUAUCGGUAAACUGUUCUUCAUUACAUAGUAAAAAAAGCAUCAUCUUGACUUGAAAAAAGAUGAGAAUAUUUUAACCAUUCAAAAAUUAUGUAUUUGUAAGAAGAAUCAACAGUAACUACAUCACAUACAGACGGAUAUUAGUAUCAUAGUUACUUUUUCAAAGUUAGUUCAAUUUUAGUUGCUCAGUAUUAUGCAUUUCUUAGCAGAAUUGAAUUUUUACAUCAUUCCUAUAGGUGCUCUAAUUCACUUUUCAUUAUUGGCUAGACUGUAUCUAUGUUUCACUCUUAUCACAUCCCGAAAGUCACUUGGAAUUGGGGUGAAAGCUUCUUCACCAGUGUGAUUAUAACAAUAUCAUGUAGGGAGUGGAAAGCUUGUCAGUUCCUUUUUUCUGGAGAUGUGCUUUGUAGUUAGUGCAUUUUCCAUCAG
Molecule: messenger RNA, 1056 nt
Organism: Schistosoma haematobium
Lineage: Eukaryota; Metazoa; Platyhelminthes; Trematoda; Strigeidida; Schistosomatidae
Gene: LIN52
Product: Protein lin-52
Exons: 5
Coding region: 102-422 (106 amino acids)
Biological process (GO): regulation of DNA-templated transcription
Cellular component (GO): DRM complex
Source: RefSeq, a predicted model, not a curated record